Molecule: messenger RNA, 3233 nt
Organism: Dimorphilus gyrociliatus
Lineage: Eukaryota; Metazoa; Annelida; Polychaeta; Dinophilidae
Source: the annotation of a GenBank genome assembly
AUUACGAAAUGUUCUCUAGAUCUGUUGAACACGUGAACCCGUCCAGUUGACAGCACGUGCAACUUCAAGUUUUUACUACAACUAGUUUAUUAAGAUCGAAACUGUUAUUUUAUUAGUGAGGUAAGGAAAAAUAAUAUAUAUAGCUAAUUAAUUCAAGGAAAAACUUAGAAUUGAGCCUUAAAAAAGGAUUUUUGUUUGGUGUAUAUCUAGACAUGAAAGUUUAAAUUUAAUCGCAUCUUUUUAGUUGUUUCUGAAUAUUUUCGUUACAAAAUGCAAAUAUAAUGCCUUUAUCAUCAAAAUUAGAUCGCUUAUAUCAUAAUUUGCCAGAAAAUUACUUUUCCGCCAAAUAAAAGUAGUGCCGUUAUUUUUCGCGGGCAAAAGCUUUUGUAGAAAAAAUUGGCAUUAUCUUUCUAAAUGAACUCAGAGAUUUCAAUAAAGGACAUAGUGAAAAGAAAACAGCUUUAGCUGGAUAUAAUUCGAAUUGAAGUUGCAAUUAUAAUUGUCAUAUUAUCGGCCUAACACGUGCUGAGACAACUGACUACUCAGACAGAAAGCGCAAAUUUUUUGUUAAGGUAUUUUCUGUAUUGAGUAGCAAACAUUACUUUCCUAAGUUGGUAUUAGUAUAUAUAUAACGCUUUACUUUCUAAAAAUUGCAUUAUAUAAUGUAUGAAACUGAAAUUUCAUUUCAUUCAUAUUGAGUGCGUUGAUAUCUUGAUCUUCAAAGAUUGCUUCAAAUCAACAUGAGUGACGAUUGGGAAGAAACGCCUUCUGCUGAACAUUUCUCAUCACACAAUGAUGACUCAGGUCGAAGUGGUGGCAGUGGUUUUGGAAGCAGACCUUCUAGGAGAGAGCCUGAAAGGAAUUCGAGAGGUGGCAAUGGAUUUGGUAAUGACGAUGAAUUUGACAGAGGUCGAAAACAUCGUUCAAUGGAAGACGAUUUUGAUAGGAAUAGAGGCCGCAGUGGAUUUGGUGAUAGAGGUCGUAAUGAUGAUAAUGGUUUUGGCAGAGGAGGAUCUGGUAAAAAUUUUAGGUCAUACGACAGAGAUGAUGAUUCGGGAAGAGGAUUUGGAGACCGUGGCGGUAGUGGGUUCGGAGACCGUAGUGGUGAUCGAGGCGGAUUCGGAGACCGUGGCGGUGAUCGGGGCGGUAGUGGUUUCGGAGACCAUAGCGGUGAUCGGGCUGGUAGCGGUUUCGGAGACCGUGGUGGCGACCGAGGCGGUAGCGGUUUCGGAGACCGUGGUGGUGACCGAGGCGGUAGUGGUUUUGGUGAUCGUGGUGACCGAGGAGGUAAUAGUUUUGGAGAUCGGGGUGGCAGUGGUUUCAGAGAUCGUGCUGGUGACCGAGGCGGUAGUGGUUUCGGAGACCGAGGCAGUGGCGGAUUUGGAGACCGUGGUAAUGACCGAGGCGGAUUCGGAGACCGUGGUGACCGAGGCGGCAGCGGAUUCGGGGACCGAAAUGGAGGUGGUUUCGGAGACCGUGGUGACAGAGGUUUUGGUGAUCGUGGAAGUGACAGAGGAAGUGGUUUUGGUGAUCGAGGCGGAAAAAGUGAUGGUUUUGGUGACACAGGAGAUGGAUUUGAUGAUAAUAAAUAUCAUGGAGUUAAUUCUGGUGGAAGAAAAUGUUUCAAAUGUCAGGAAGAAGGUCACCUUUCCAGAGACUGUCCUAACCCCGAAUUAGGUGGUGGAAGAGGGAAUAGAGGUGGGAGAGGAUUUGGAGGGAAUGAUAAUGAUGGCUUUGAGGAAGGACGAUCUAACAAAUGCUUUAAAUGCCAAGAAGAAGGACAUAUAUCAAGGGAUUGUCCCAAUCCCUCUGCCGAUCCUGAGCGAAAGAAACCUGUUACAUAUGAACCACCAGCGAUUAAUGACGAUGAACUGCUCGACGAUCAAAUGACAACAGGAAUAAACUUUGAUGCCUAUCAGCGCAUCCCCGUUAAGGUAACAGGGGAUGACCUACCUGAAAGCUUAAUAAAAGGAGUUGCUAGUUUCGAAGAAGCAGAAUUAUACGAUAAAUUUUUGAAUAAUGUGCGAGAAGUCGGGUAUAAAAAACCAACUCCAAUUCAAAAGCAUGCUAUGCCAAUAAUCAUGUCUGGAAGAGAUAUGAUGGGUUGCGCUCAGACAGGAUCAGGAAAAUCAGCUGCUUUCAUUUUACCUAUUAUUUCAAUGAUGAUGAAAUCUGGAUUACAAGGAGGAAGUGAAUAUGCUGAUAUUCAAACACCACAAGCUCUUGUUGUAUGUCCAACUCGGGAGUUGAUAAACCAAUUAUAUACAGAGGCAAGAAAGUUCUCGAAAGGUUCAAGACUGAAAGUUCAAGUAGCUUAUGGAGGUACAUCUGUCAGAGUCUGUAGCGAAAGAAUCCGAUACGGAACAAAUUUACUAUGUGCUACACCUGGUCGAUUGCUCGAUAUUAUUUCGCGAAAUUACAUCUCACUUGAAAAUUUAGAAUUUUUAGUGCUUGAUGAAGCUGAUAUAAUGUUGGAUAUGGGAUUUAAAGAUGACAUAGAUAAGAUCGUGCGAGCAUGCCCGGAGAAAGGUAUCCGACAAACGCUGAUGUUUAGCGCUACCUUCCCAAGAUCAAUUCAAGAAAUGGCUUCAAGGUACCUGGCUGAUGACUAUGUAUUUGUUGCAGUUGGGCGCAUUGGGGGAGCAUGUGAAUUAGUCAAACAAGUCAUUGUACAGUGUGACUCUUUGGAAAAAAGAGAUAAAUUGACUGAAAUUUUGGAACAACGAAGUGACAGGGACAAAAUUUUGAUAUUUGUCAAGAUGAAACGAAAUGCCGAUUUUCUUGCUUCUCUCCUGUCCCAAAAAGACUUUCCAACUACGUCUAUUCACGGUGAUCGAGAACAAUUUCAACGAGAGGAAGCUUUAAGAAAUUUUAAAUCGGGUAGUCGUCCAAUUAUGGUAGCAACAUCGGUAGCUGCAAGAGGCUUGGAUAUUCCAGGAGUGACUCAUGUAAUCAACUAUGACUUACCCACUGAAAUUGAUGAAUACGUCCAUAGAAUCGGACGUACAGGUAGAUGCGGUCACGAAGGAAAAUCAACUAGCUUUUAUUCCCCUGGUGAAGAUUCAAGACUUGCCGAAAGUCUAGUCAGCAUUCUAGCCGAAGCUAAUCAAGAAGUUCCACCGUUUUUGGAGAGCGCUCGCGGAUAUGGUGGUGGACGAGAAUCUGAAGGAAUAUAUGGCGGAACCGACAAUCGUAGGAACGAUCGUCAUGAAAUCCAAGAAGAAGAGUGGUAA